UAUUUAUGUCAGAGGAAUAGGCAGUUGACUUUACCUUUAGUAGUCUGUUACCAACAGGAGAGAAGUUAAUGACAUGGCUUACAUACUCGACUUUAUUUGGUUUAAUAUCAUUUCCCUUGAUUGCAUUGACCAUUGACCAAAAAUUGUAUUAUAAGUGAUCUAUAAGCAGUGCUAUUCAUUUUUGGAUCUUGACUUUUCUUGAUGCAGGGUUGUUAUUCACAUUGCUUUAUUUGAAAGGCCAACUUAGUUAAAUUGAAAGAGAGAAAAAAGAAUUCGUUUAAGAUGAAUUCAAAAAGCCUUAAAAAAAGAAGAAGUCUAUGGAAAAUGAAAAGGACAAGGUUGCUUAGAAGGCAAAGAAGGAAUCAUAAAAAAAUAAUACAAAGAAUUUUAAUAAAUCCUUAGGAAAGUAGAAAUCAUUCCAAUAAAGAAAAUGACUUAGUUGUUGUAAAUAACAUUAUAAUAA
This is a messenger RNA of Paramecium octaurelia, 463 nucleotides long. NCBI's taxonomy places the organism in Eukaryota, Ciliophora, Oligohymenophorea, Peniculida, Parameciidae. The record is from the annotation of a GenBank genome assembly.